AUGGACGUUAUCUUACAGCAACAUUCCAGCUUGGUCCGUCGUCUUCGUCAAGGCGAUCCAAAUGUUACCGUUCAUGAGAUAGAAGCAUAUCUUGAUCGAAUUCUCGACUUUCUAAAAACAGUUCCAUACAGACCGACUCAGACAGAUGGAUUGAGCUUAUUAACCGUCGUGUGUGAUGAUCUGGCCAGUCAGAAGACGCUACAUUUGUUUAAUCAUCCGAUCAUAAUUAAUCAUUCGAUAUUUGUUUACAUUGGUCGAACAUUGGAAAUGUUACUAACAAAAUGUAAUCAUUUACAAUCAUUAUCGUUGAAAAAACACGAUGAGGAUGCGUUGUAUUCGAUCAGUUAUUUGAUUGCACAAUUAUGUUUACACCGAAAUGAACAUAUUCCAUUAUUUUACGGACGAUUUUUGGACCGAAUCUUUCCUGUAACUGAAAAACCAAAUGGCAGAGACGAUACGUUUCAANUUUACAUUGGUCGAACAUUGGAAAUGUUACUAACAAAAUGUAAUCAUUUACAAUCAUUAUCGUUGAAAAAACACGAUGAGGAUGCGUUGUAUUCGAUCAGUUAUUUGAUUGCACAAUUAUGUUUACACCGAAAUGAACAUAUUCCAUUAUUUUACGGACGAUUUUUGGACCGAAUCUUUCCUGUAACUGAAAAACCAAAUGGCAGAGACGAUACGUUUCAAUUUUCGCCACGUGAAGGCGAAACGUUCUUAACCGACAAACCAAACUUGAAAACUGCGAGAUUGCAUCCCAGUGCACCAAAAGCACGGCCAGUCACACCGAUUAUGAUCAAUUUCGAAAUCAUGCCAGAACCAAAACAGCGUCAGCCAUCUAAACCGGUCACACUUCGAAAAGACCCAUUGGUUAAACCUCAGCCGAAAACAUCAGAACUUGAAAGAGAUCUACCGGUGAAGACGUAUCAAAGCAUCUUCUUGACGAAGUCGUUCUUCGAGAAACUUCGAUGCGGAAUUGAAGAUCUUUCACAAAAUGAAUAUUCGCCAUAUCAUAUCAAAUAUAAAGUCAUCGAUCGCCUAGUUCGUCUAUGUUCAAAAAUGAACCUUGUUGAUUUCAUCUACGAAUCGAUUAUUAAAUGUCUAUGUUCAAAGUUCUAUUCGCAAACGUUCACGACAAUCGAAUCAACACAGAUGUGUCUGACUCCCAAACAAUUAUUUUUCGUCUACAGUUGUUCUCGAUUCAUCAUCCGCCACGAACUCAACCAACCCGAUCGAUUACCGAAAUUGCUCUGCCCAUCAAUGAUCGCAGCAACCAAACUAAUCAUCGAUCAUGCUCUUCCAGAUCACGAUGACAGAGGUCUCGCUCGGCAAACGUUGAGUUUUCAUCUUGAAUUACUCAAUCACUUGUCCUCAACGACUGUAGGCCGACGACAUUUUCUGCAAAGUUCGAUUUCCAAUCAAAUGAUUCGCAUUUUAAACACAGAACAAUUGCUGACUCUUGCAUGCACAACUGAAGUGUUCUUUGAUGCAAAUGUGCGUGUUAUCGCACACACUUUGCUACUAUUAUGCAAUUUGGCUUAUGAAAAAACUAUAUUCACCCUUCUAAAAGGUAUGAAUUUGAAGUAUACGAAAGUAUUAGAUGAAGCGAAAGAUUCCGCCAUUCAAUUUGCAUAUAAUGCGUUAGCAUCGAUUCUAAGUGAAGAUACUAUUGAUGAAGCGAAUGAACCUCAGAAGUUAAAACAGGAUUACUUGAAAUCCCUGAUAGACAAUCUUCCAGAAGCCAAACGUAUAACAAUUAUAGAUUAUGGACGAACAUAUGAAGGGGAGGGUUUACAGGUACAAUACAGUUUCCUUACCGAAGAAAUUUUGAGUAAGUUAAUUGAAGAUAUUGAUACUAUCUCGAACUGGAGGAGGUACCGUUUCGAUGAGAACGAUUAUAAACGUGUAUCAAAAAGCUUAAGAAUAUGCACGAAACAGAAUACACAAGAAGUUGAGUCGCUCAUAAAACCUGUGAUCGAAUGUUUAAAUUCAUCAGCUUAUAUGGAAGUUUUCGAAAAAAUUGAAUUCUCCCGAAGCAAAGUAGCAUCGGGUUUAGUGCGUACGAAUCGUUCUCUCGCCGCCAAACAUUUGUUCUUUAUGCGUGAAUGUCCUGAGUUUCUCAUUCAACAUCAUUAUUCCGAAGAUGAAAGUGAAAUGAAAUCAUUGAUGGACAAAAUGAUGUCUAACACUCGACAAAUCUUUCAAGAUCAUUUGCAUGUCGUGACUGUGACAGCAACCGAACGAGUUCUUGGUCAUACGAUGAAUACUGAUGAUGAUGAUGAUGAAGAAGCAAGAAUAGAAGCAUUGGGUUAUCAUAUCAAAUUAUUAAAUCAUUUUGCUAUGCAAAGAUCUCUUCGGAAAGAAUGUUCCGAUCAACCGAUUAUUCAGAACAUAAUCACGGUUUUACAAGAUGAUGGUUUACUUAAUCAGCUGGAACGUCUUAGCAAGAAAAGAAUUGAAUUCAUCGGACAAUCAUUGACAUUAUUGAAUAACUUGAUACUUGAGGAACAGGCAUUGAAGUUAAUGAAAAGUCAAUCUUUCGCCAAAACAUGUUCUCAGUUUCGUUCGAUUAAUGAUAAAACAGUUCAAUUUACUUCCCAUAUACUGUUGAUCUCAUUAAACAAAACAUCAUUCAACGAUCUGAGAGAAAUCGAUUUUUUAUCGAAAACAUAUACCGAAUAUCUUUGUAAGUCGGUUAAAGUACCAAAAUUAUGUUACCAUUGUGUUAAAUUAAGUUGUUUAGUAAGGAAUCUCAAAAUUAUCGUCGAAGGAAAUGAUGUAUUCCGUGAUUCUCUUGUCGAACAGAAAAAUGGUAUUUCAGCCAUCGCUAACUGUGUCUCUGCCUAUCAAGAUAGUAGUAUUGAAUCGAAACCGGUCAAGGCUUCCUCGAUCGUUCAAAGGAUGAAACCGGACGCAGAAGUUUUGGAAAAAAUUCAACAGUUAGCAAUACUUAUUAUUUGGCGGUUUACAUAUUACGGACCAACAGUUAUCAAAACAUUGAAAUCAAACGAUGCUUUUAUCGAUCAAAUUCUGAAAGUCAGCAAACAACCGUUGCGAGGACCAGCCAAAGGUAAUAAAAAAUCAUUAGCAGAUUCAGCGAAAGAAACUGCUGAACAAANUCAGAACUUAAAACAGGAUUACUUGAAAUCCCUGAUAGACAAUCUUCCAGAAGCCAAACGUAUAACAAUUAUAGAUUAUGGACGAACAUAUGAAGGGGAGGGCUUACAGGUACAAUACAGUUUCCUUACCAAAGAAAUUUUGAGUAAGUUAAUUGGAGAUAUUGAUACUAUCUCAUGGAGAGGGUACCGUUUCGAUGAGAACGAUUAUAAACGUGUAUCAAAAAGCUUAAGAAUAUGCACGAAACAGAACACACAAGAAGUCGAAUCGCUUAUAAAGCCUGUGAUCAAAUGUUUAAAUUCAUCAAAUUAUAUGGAAGUUUUUGAGAACGUUGAAUUGUCAGGAGGAAAAUUAGCAUCGGGUUCAAUACAUACGAAUCGUUCUCUUGCUGCUAGACAUUUGUUCUUUAUGCGAGAAUGUCCCGAAUUUCUCAUUCAACAUCAUUAUCCCGAAGAAAGUGAAAGUGAAAUGAAAUCAUUAAUGGACAAUAUGAUGUCAAACACUCGACGAAUCUUCCAAGAUCAUUUGCAUGUCGUGACUGUGAAAGCAACCGAACGAGUUGCCGGCCAUGCAAUGGACACUGAUGCCAAUGAAGAAGCUAGAAUAGAAGCAUUGAGUUAUCAUAUCAAGUUGUUAAAUCAUUUUGCUAUGCAAAGAUAUCUUCGAAAAGAAUUUUCCGAUCAACCGAUUAUUCAAAAUGUAAUCACGGUUUUACAAGAUGAUGGUUUACUUGAUCAGCUAGAGCGUCUUAACAAGAAACGGAUUGAGUUCAUUGGACAAUCAUUGACAUUAUUGAAUAACUUGAUACUUGAGGAAAAGGUGUUGAAAUUAAUGAAAAGUCAAUCUUUUGCCGACACAUGUUCACAAUUUCGUUCGGUUAAUGACAAAACAAUUCAAUUUACGUCGCACAUACUUUUGGUCUCAUUAAACAAAACAUCAUUCACCGAUGUGAGAGAAAUCGAUUUGUUAUCAAAAACAUACACCGAGUAUCUUUAUAAGUCGGUUAAAGUACCAAAAUUAUGUUACCAUUGUGUUAAAUUAAGUUGUUUAGUAAGAAAUCUCAAAAUUAUCGUCGAAGGAAAUGAUGCAUUCCGUGACUCUCUUGUCGAACAAAAAAAUGGUAUUUCAGCCAUCGCUAAUUGUGUCUCUGCCUAUCAAGAUAGUAGUAUUGAAUCGAAAUCGGUCAAGGUUUCCACGAUCGUUCAAAGAAUGAAACCGGACGCAGAAGUUUUGGAAAAAAUUCAACAGUUAGCAAUACUUAUUAUUUGGCGGUUUACAUAUUACGGACCAACAGUUAUCAAAACAUUGAAAUCAAACGAUGCUUUUAUCGAUCAAAUUCUGAAAGUCAGCAAACAACCGUUGCGAGGACCAGCGAAAGGCAACAAAAAGUCAUUAGCAGAUUCAGCAAAAGAAACUGCUGAACAAAUGUUAUGGCGAUUUGGUAGUGAAAAGUUGAUUCUUCAUGAAAAGAAGAAAAAACAAGAAGAAAUAACGUCCGAUCGACCGGAUGAACCGUCAACUGCAGAUCAAUGGCGUGAAUCUGUUCCUUUCGAUCUGCUGAUGAGUUAUAGUACGAAUGUCAAUGAUAAGAUUAUGAGUUUGAAAAUUGCAGAUCGUUUAACAAAGAGAAACUAUCGAGUUUAUACGGAAAAACAAGGUAAACAUCGAUUAGAAUUAAUGGAAAUUGCAGCAGCAAAAAAGGUGCCAAUUCUUGCUUGUUUAUCAUCGAAAUUUCGAGAUUCGAAAUUCUGUAUGGCUGAAAUCGAUAAUGCGAGUAAAGUCAAGUGUCCUGUGAUUCCAAUUAUUGUGGAAGAAAACUAUACAGUCAAAGGCUGGUUGAAUCAUGUAUUGAACAAUCGAAAACCGAUUGAGUUUAAUAACACAGAUUUUACUCAAUCGUUUAUGUUUCUAAUCGGAGAAAUUGAUGAAAUAUUACAUAGACAAGAGAGAGAAUAA
This is a messenger RNA of Adineta ricciae, 5070 nucleotides long. Lineage: Eukaryota; Metazoa; Rotifera; Eurotatoria; Adinetida; Adinetidae. The record is from the annotation of a GenBank genome assembly.